Messenger RNA from Onychostoma macrolepis, 5539 nucleotides. It is a transcript of the gene ap2a1, whose product is annotated as adaptor related protein complex 2 subunit alpha 1. The transcript has 22 exons. NCBI's taxonomy places the organism in Eukaryota, Metazoa, Chordata, Actinopteri, Cypriniformes, Cyprinidae. Gene Ontology annotation, molecular function: clathrin-cargo adaptor activity. The coding region runs from base 704 to 3643 and encodes 979 amino acids. Gene Ontology annotation, cellular component: AP-2 adaptor complex; membrane coat. The record is from RefSeq and is a predicted model, not a curated record. Gene Ontology annotation, biological process: intracellular protein transport; clathrin-dependent endocytosis.
ACGAGCUCAGCGCCCGUUCUGUCACGAGCUCCGUCGGGGUACAGCGACCGAGGGAAAAGUCUCGUACAUUAUUGACGACUAAAUACAGCCCAGAGCUAUCUUUUUCUCCAGAAACAGGUCUGUCAGAUUAGUUCGUCAGCGAGCAGGAUUUCCCGUUGUCCUAUCGCGGUCAUUUGGGUGAUGUAUUCUAACAUUUGAUAGAGCUAGCCAGCUCGCUAGCUGUUUGGCUAGCUUGCCGUGCGUGACUCAAAGUCAGAGAGGAAUCAGUUGUUAUUUCAACACCAUCCAUCGACAUAUAGGCGCGUAAUCGUAAACUAAAAACAACACGUUGGCUUGUUUUUUUAAGUAGUCAGUGCCGCGACGUAAGCGUACGCCUUGCAUCGUUUUCCCAUUGACUAGAGUUCAAGGGAUUGAAUGAAUUAGCCAACGGAAACAGCAGUCGCGCUGACUCCCCAGCUUCUCUCUACCCGCUGCAUUCACCUCUUUUCUUCAUAAACACUCGCUGCUGCUUUAUCUGUGUGCUUUACGAGCGCUUAGUUUAAUUCGGGACUAAAUUAGCAGCUCUAGUGUGGGUCCGUGUUAGUUAGCCCGCUAGCUCGGUGCAUUUGAACCCAAACCGCCGCCUGUUAAACCUGCACCUCUGAACAUCUGAAAGUCAUUUGUUUCGCCUUGAAGCCGGCUUGUAGUAAAAAAACUAGCAAACAUGCCGGCUGUGUCGAAGGGAGACGGGAUGCGAGGAUUAGCUGUGUUCAUCUCGGACAUCAGAAACUGUAAGAGUAAGGAGGCCGAGAUAAAGCGCAUAAAUAAAGAGUUGGCCAACAUCCGCUCAAAAUUUAAAGGAGACAAGGCUUUGGAUGGAUACAGCAAGAAGAAGUAUGUGUGCAAGCUGCUCUUCAUCUUCCUUUUGGGCCAUGAUAUUGACUUCGGCCACAUGGAGGCUGUCAACCUGCUCAGCUCCAACAAGUACACCGAGAAACAGAUUGGAUAUCUCUUCAUCUCUGUGCUGGUGAACAGUAACAGUGAACUGAUCAGGCUGAUUAACAAUGCCAUCAAGAACGACCUGUCCAGCCGAAACCCCACCUUCAUGUGUCUGGCUCUGCACUGCAUUGCCAACGUGGGCAGCAGAGAGAUGGCCGAGGCCUUCGCCGGAGAGAUUCCUCGCAUCCUUGUGGCUGGGGACACGAUGGACAGUGUAAAGCAGUCAGCUGCUCUCUGUCUGCUCCGUCUGUAUAAGACCUCCCCAGACCUGGUGCUCAUGGGAGAAUGGACCUCUAGAGUGGUGCACCUGCUCAAUGACCAGCACAUGGGUGUGGUAACUGCUGCGAUCUCCCUGAUCACCUGUCUCAGCCAGAAGAACCCUGAUGAGUUCAAGACCUGUGUGUCGCUUGCUGUGUCACGACUCAGCAGGAUUGUCUCUUCAGCCUCCACUGACCUGCAGGACUACACCUACUACUUCGUUCCUGCUCCAUGGUUGUCCUGCAAGCUGCUGCGACUUCUGCAGUGCUACCCACCACCUGAGGACGGUGCCGUGAAGGGACGGCUGGUGGAGUGUCUGGAAACUAUCCUCAACAAAGCCCAAGAGCCACCCAAAUCCAAGAAGGUUCAGCACUCCAAUGCCAAGAAUGCCAUCCUAUUUGAAGCCAUUUCUCUCAUCAUUCACUAUGACAGCGAGCCGAAUCUUCUUGUGCGGGCAUGUAACCAGCUGGGGCAGUUCUUACAGCAUAGAGAGACCAACCUGCGCUACCUGGCCCUGGAAAGCAUGUGCACCCUUGCCAGCUCCGAGUUUUCCCAUGAGGCAGUUAAAACACACAUAGAGACUGUCAUCAAUGCCCUGAAGACCGAGAGGGAUGUCAGCGUGCGUCAGAGAGCUGCUGACCUCCUCUAUGCCAUGUGUGACCGCAGCAAUGCCAAGCAGAUUGUCGCCGAGAUGCUGAGUUACCUGGAGACAGCCGACUACUCAAUCAGAGAGGAAAUGGUACUGAAGGUGGCCAUCCUGGCAGAGAAAUAUGCAGUAGACUACUCCUGGUAUGUGGAUACCAUUCUGAACCUAAUCCGUAUUGCUGGGGAUUACGUCAGUGAGGAAGUGUGGUACCGCGUCAUCCAGAUCGUCAUCAACCGUGACGAUGUGCAGGGAUAUGCAGCCAAGACGGUCUUUGAGGCUUUGCAGGCUCCAGCUUGUCACGAGAACAUGGUAAAGGUUGGAGGCUACAUCCUGGGAGAGUUUGGUAACCUUAUUGCUGGUGAUCCUCGUUCCAGUCCUUUGGUUCAGUUUAACCUGCUCCACUCUAAGUUUCACCUGUGUUCAGUCCCCACGCGCGCCCUGCUGCUUUCCGCCUACAUUAAGUUCAUUAAUCUGUUCCCGGAGACAAAGAGCACCAUUCAGGAAGUGCUGCGCUCCGACAGCCAGAUCAGGAACAGUGAUGUCGAGCUGCAGCAGAGAGCUGUGGAGUAUCUCAAACUGUCCUCCAUCGCCAGCACUGAUGUCCUGGCCACAGUGCUCGAGGAGAUGCCUCCAUUCCCAGAGAGAGAGUCGUCCAUCCUGGCCAAGCUGAAAAAGAAGAAGGGACCAGGAGCCGUGUCUGUGAAUGAGCUAGAGGAGGGAAAGAGAGAGGGAGGAGAACUCAAUGGAGGGGGAGACAGAGGAGGGGACAGCUCUGCCAUUGCUGCAUCUAAUGCUUCCACUCCGUCCCCGUCUGCCGAUCUGCUGGGGCUCCGCACGGGUCCCCCUGUUACCGCCGCCGCUCCCAGCGCAGGCAGCUUAUUGGUCGAUGUUUUCUCAGAGGCUGGCGUCAAUGAUGAUGGCUUCCUGAGAGAUCUGGAACCCCCCACUGAAAGUUCUGACUCCCUAUUGGCUGAGGGUCCUGGUGACUCUGACUCUGCUCCCCCCUCUGUGGUCUCUGAAGAUCCUGCUCCUCCUCUGCCCGAGUCAAACGAACUGCUCAACAAGUUUGUUUGCAAGAACAAUGGAGUUCUGUUUGAGAAUCAGCUGCUACAGAUCGGCAUAAAAUCUGAAUAUCGCCAGAAUCUGGGGCGGAUGUAUCUGUUCUAUGGCAAUAAGACGUCAGUGCAGUUUGUAACUUUUACGACCACAGUCACCUGCCCAGGAGAGCUACAGUCUCAGAUCAAUGUUCAGGCUAAACCAGUGGAGCCUCUCAUAGAAGGAGGUGCUCAGGUGCAGCAGGUCAUCAAUAUUGAGUGUCUGACUGACUUUACUGAAGCACCACUGCUCAACAUCAAGUUCAGGUAUGGUGGAGCGCUCCAGAAUCUCUCACUCAAGCUGCCUGUUACCAUAAACAAGUUCUUCCAGCCCACAGAGAUGGCAUCACAUGACUUCUUUCAGCGUUGGAAACAGCUCAGCCAGCCUCAGCAAGAAGCACAGAAGAUCUUCAAGGCCAACAAUGCCAUGGACACCGAAGUGCUCAAAGCAAAGUUACUGGGAUUGGGCAUGGCUCUCUUGGAGAAUGUGGAUCCGAACCCAGAGAACUUUGUGUGUGCCGGAGUGAUCCAAACCAAGGCCCAGCAAGUGGGUUCUCUGCUAAGACUCGAGCCCAACGCACAAGCUCAGAUGUACCGGUUAACCGUGCGCAGCAGUAAGGACACUGUCUCCAAGCGUCUUUGUGAGCUGCUGGCAGAACAGUUCUAGAGAGUGAUCUAGAACCAACACCCAGACCAGACCAGCGUUCCUGAGAGACCCCAGAAUAAAGAAUCUACAAAACGCAUUCAUGCAUAAGGGAAAAAGUAGCUGUCAGCCUCUGGCAGCCAUAUUACUGUCCUUCUGAUAAUGAUUAUUAUUAUUACUGUUGUUAUCAUCAGCGCUGCCCUUUCUUGUUUUUAUCGGUGUUUACCUGUGUGUGAGCAAUGGAGCGAAAGGAAGCGUGCAUGUUUUUUUCGUACAUGUAUGAAAGAGUCAUGGUGAUAGUUCCGUUCUCCGUCCUGCCUGUUCAAUGAUCAACUCCUGUGCUUGUGUUGACAGCUUGUGUGUGUGUGUGUGUGUGUGUGUGUUGUGGGUUGAGGGGGGAGGGAGAAAAUUAAAGCAAAAAGAUGGAAGUGGAGCAAGUCUUCCCUCUCUCCCGUAUUAUCCGCAAAGUUUCAACCGCAAAAACUGCACAUUAGCUGUUUCUUUGGAACAUUCCCUAUAAGACUAUUAGCAGGACAAGAAAACACAAUCUCAAUACACUAACGCAACAGCACUUCCCUAAAAGAGGCCAGAAUCACUAACCCCCAUUGCUUUCUCUCUCAUUUUCCUCCUCAACUGAAAUCGGUCACAUCCAGAGCCAUUGGUGUACAUAGAGAAAAAAAAAAAAAAAAAAGAGAGAUACCACAUGCAUUUCCAGUUUAUUGCACCGUACGUACGUUCCUUCUGACGUAGAAAUGGCCAGUGCACUUUAAGAGGCUUUGAGAGGAAAGGCUUUUAUAGUCCCACCCCCUUUUUCCUGUUCUUGUCCUAUGUAUUCAGUACUCGUCCUGACCCCCAUAUCUGACAAUGUUUAUUGAAAAAAAAAAAAAAGAAAUCUCUAUAUAUAUAAAUAUAUAUAAACCAUGUAAAUGAUUACCCUUCAUGGAUGCAUUUGUAUGUCUCUUUCUUGUUUUUGAUAGUGGUAUAUUGUCAGUGUGUUUGUAUGCUUUCUUAAAUGGUCUAAUGUUUUUGCUCUUGUUUUGGACAUUCCAUUCUGUACUACGAGUGAAUGGGCAUAACGUUUCAGGUUAGUCGUACAGUGUUAAACAAACUGGGGAGGAACUAGAAUCAGAAAGAGGAAAUGAAGCAGAGGGAGGGUCAGGUCCGCCAGUGUGUGAGUUUCUGCACAUGAAGAGUGCAACUGUUGUGGACCUUCAUGUAAAUGUCUUUUCUUUUUUUUUUUUUUUUUUUUGUAAUAUCGUUUAAAAAAAAAAAAAAAAAAAUACAUCUGGAGGACAACAUCUUCCAGUGCAGUUAUUUACUGAAAUGAAUAAUAGAUAGUGGUUACCUCAUUACUAAAUCCUUACACAACACACACACACUAUUAACUCUGAGUAGUGAGUGGCCACAGCUGGAGACCCAUAUUUUCUUUUGCAGCGAUAAAACCUGGGAAAGCACUUAGUUUGUGAAAAGUCGUCACAGGCACGCAGUUGUACACACAUUCUUAGGCUUAGAGGACGGGGGCUUAAGGGGGAGCACUGGACCAAAGCAGCUGCCAACUGUCAAUCACGUACAGGGAUCAUAACAAUUUUGGUCAGCAUUGUUUGGUGAGCGAGUGUGUGGUGUUAUUCUGUGUGAUCCAUGUGAAAAAUAUAAUGGAAUUUAUGCGACAUUGUCAUAUUAGUUCAGCUGGGGGUCACGCUUCCCUUGAUGCAGUGAUGCAGCACUGGGGACAUCGUCAUUGUAGUUGAUUAGAGUCACAGUCAUGGCGUGUGUGUGUUUCUGUGUGUGCGCGUGUCUAUGCAGUAUCCGCUAGCUAAUGCAGCCCCAGUGUAUCGCUGUUCAACCUGUCAGAUACCUGUGUUAGAUUAAAUUUACUCUGUACUGAAUAAUGUGAAAGUAAAAUUAUGCCAUAUACUCGAA